Carcharodon carcharias (great white shark) is the source of this 4779-nucleotide messenger RNA. Its product is annotated as heterogeneous nuclear ribonucleoprotein Q. Gene Ontology annotation, cellular component: CRD-mediated mRNA stability complex; nucleus; ribonucleoprotein complex. Gene Ontology annotation, molecular function: mRNA 5'-UTR binding. The transcript is spliced from 12 exons. The record is from RefSeq and is a predicted model, not a curated record. NCBI's taxonomy places the organism in Eukaryota, Metazoa, Chordata, Chondrichthyes, Lamniformes, Lamnidae. Bases 143 to 1987 code for a protein of 614 amino acids. Gene Ontology annotation, biological process: CRD-mediated mRNA stabilization.
UAUAGCCGGUGUCCUUGCGGGGCAGGUCGGGAGACCCCGCCAUGCGAGCGCGUGAGUGGAGCUCGGGGGCUUUGGGAGCCGCGCGCCUUGCUGAGCCGAGCCGCCAUUUUGUAAAGCUGAGUGUGAGAGAGUGGAGGGCAAGAUGUCCACUGAAGAAAUGGCUACCGAACAUAUGAAUGGAAAUGGUACAGAAGAGCCGAUGGAUACUUCCACUGCCGUUGUUCGAUCAGAACACUAUCAAACUUUAUUAAGUGCUGGUUUACCAAAAAAAGUAGCAGACAAGCUAGAUGAAAUUUAUUUAGCAGGUUUGGUUUCUCAUAGUGAUUUAGACGAGAGAGCAAUUGAUGCCUUGAGGGAAUUCAACGAAGAAGGUGCAUUGUCAGUACUACAACAGUUUAAGGAAAGUGAUCUUUCCCAUGUUCAGAAUAAAAGUGCCUUUCUAUGUGGAGUAAUGAAGACUUACAGACAGAGGGAAAAGCAAGGAUCUAAAGUGACAGAUGCUAAUAAAGGCCCAGAUGAGACAAAAAUUAAGGCCCUCUUAGAAAGAACAGGAUAUACACUUGAUGUCACUACAGGGCAAAGGAAGUAUGGUGGCCCUCCUCCACUUACGAUACAUUCAGGUCCUCAACCUAACAUUGGUACUGAGAUAUUUGUAGGCAAAAUACCAAGGGAUCUCUUUGAAGAUGAACUUGUCCCUUUGUUUGAAAAAGCUGGGCCAAUAUGGGAUUUGCGUCUGAUGAUGGAUCCACUGACUGGCUUAAAUCGAGGGUAUGCUUUUGUCACCUUUUGCUCCAAAGAAGCAGCACAGGAAGCAGUCAAAUUGUGUGAUAACCAUGAAAUUCGGCCUGGCAAACACAUUGGUGUUUGCAUUUCUGUGGCGAAUAACAGACUUUUCGUUGGAUCCAUUCCAAAAAGCAAGACAAAGGAACAGAUUAUGGAAGAAUUUGGUAAAGUUACAGAGGGACUCACAGAUGUGAUCCUUUACCACCAACCAGAUGACAAAAAAAAGAAUAGAGGAUUCUGUUUCUUGGAGUUUGAAGAUCAUAAAUCUGCUGCCCAGGCCAGGCGCAGGCUUAUGAGUGGAAAAGUGAAGGUUUGGGGCAAUGUCGUAACAGUGGAAUGGGCAGAUCCUAUAGAGGAUCCAGAUCCGGAGGUCAUGUCAAAGGUGAAGGUGCUGUUUGUUCGUAACCUGGCCAGUACAGUAACUGAAGAAUUACUAGAAAAGACCUUUAGCCAAUUUGGCAAGCUGGAGCGGGUGAAGAAGCUGAAAGAUUAUGCUUUCAUUCACUUUGAUGAACGAGAUGGUGCAGUAAAGGCUAUGGAUGAAAUGAAUGGGAAAUAUUUAGAAGGUGAAAAUAUUGAAAUUGUUCUUGCUAAGCCACCAGACAAGAAGAAAAAGGAACGACAGGCUCAGAGGCAAGCUGCUAGAUCUCAGCCGUAUGAGGAUUAUUAUUACUACCCUCCUCCCCGCAUGCCGCCUCCAACACGAGGCAGAGGACGUGGAGCCAGAGGAGGUUACAGCUAUCCUUUAGAUUAUUAUAGUUAUGAAGAUUAUGAUUAUUAUGGCUAUGAUUACCAUGAUUAUCGUGGAGGAUAUGAAGACCCGUACUAUGGCUAUGAUGAUUAUCAGACAGCUACUAGAGGAAGAGGUGGCAGAAGUGGAAGAGGUACCCCUCUUGCCAGAGGUCGUGGAGUUUCCCAACCACGUGGAAGAUCUGGAUUCACACCGCGUGGUCAAAUGGCAGGGAGAGGUGCUCGUGGUGCAAGAGGGGGUCCCCAGGCGCAGCAAAGAGGCCGCGGGGUACGUGGUGUGAGGGGUGGCCGCGGUGGAAAUGUAGGAGGCAAACGAAAAGCUGAUGGGUACAACCAGCCAGAUUCGAAGCGGCGCCAGACCAAUAAUCAGAACUGGGGCUCCCAACCUAUUGCUCAGCAACCGCUCCAAGGUGGUGAUUAUUCUGCAGGAAAACGAGGUCGAGGCCGGUCCUGACCUGUUUUGAUGACGACUGACUUGCUAUGUGGAGGUUACACUUGAAGCUGCUAAUGGAGAUGAUGGUAAGAUUCCAGACCAUGACGCCAAAUGGAGACCAGGAACAGCCAAGGAAAUGAAGAGCUUCAGAUUUAAACAUAUAUGGACUAUAAUUUUUAAAUUUUGUAUAACAAAUGUAACUUUUUGUAAUGUACAGAGGUAGUGGUGGGUGAUGACCUUGAAGUUUAUCUAGAGAUUUCAUAAUGUUCAGAAGAUUCAUUCAAUGCCAGGCCGCUCAGAAGACUUAAAACUGUGCACAAUCACAUUCAAGUUCAACUGAUUGAUAUAGUACUAUUGUUAUUGCUCAUCACUACCUCACACAACAGUUCUGUAAGUCAUUAUUCCUGAAGAAGAGAACUGCUUGCAGAUGGAAGUGUAAUCGCCAAAAUUUCAGGUAGUCGAGCAUUCCAGAAAAUGGUUCUUUUCUGAACCCAUUUUUUUUUUUUAAAAAGGGUUGGUUAACUACCUCAGUCGCCGAGGAUUAAACUACCCUAUGUGUACUGUAAAUAGAGAACUGUAAGACAAGAGCAAAGCUUGUUUUGUUGUAUUUGCCCACAAAGGAGAUCUAUUGUAUUUUAUUGCUAGUCUGGGUUUUCUUUCAUUCAGCCCCUCAAAUUAGUUCUGGCUAAAGUGGGGUGUAUAAAGUUAUAGUGUGGCUCUAUAAUUUUUACAAAUGACCAGAAACAAGUCUUGCUUUUGUCUCUAUUAAACUGAAAUUGCUGUCCUGCUUUUUCAGAUAUUAUAGUUAGCUUUAGGUUGUAUGAUAGUUGAAGGAGAUGUUACUUUUGUAAGUACCAAAAUGUUGAAAAUUGAAAUUUCAAUUUGACUGCAAACCAUACAUUCUGAAAUAAAGUACAAUAUCCCUUUUGAUGGUUUUGUAUAGGUUAUCUACCAAUGUAUAAAACUGCACAUAUCUUUGUGUUCUAAUGAAGUUGAUAUAAAUCACGUUCUCAAUCCAGUUUGUUUGGAUUUGAUGUAAGCUCUGAACUAAGCACACUUUGUUCAGAAGUUGCCCUGCUGACUCAGCGGCAAAUUUCUGCCUUUGUAAAUGUCUUUCAGAAUGUCCAAUCUUUUUUACCUAGAAAUUUUUCAAUUCAUAUUCCUUGGUUCCUGUAUAAUGCCACCAUGUUGGUAUCAACAACAAGCAUAAACUUUUGCUGUUUAUUUUCAAUGACCAGGUGCAAACUACAAUUGAAGUUGAAAACUGCCAUGUGAGUUAGAAUGUUUUACAAGUGCUGGAAGCUUACCUAGGGUUAAAUUGAGGUGUUUGCUUUCAGCGUAUUAGGACGUUCAACAACUUGAAAGACUUAAGGGUAUUGCAAUAUAAUGCUUUAGAAUAUGCUUGAUGUUUUUCUCCUAACCUCAAGUAGCAAGCUUCUGGGAUAAAUUUAUUAACAGUUCAUAAUUCCCAUAGUACAUUUGUAAAUAAUUUCCUUAACUCAUUUGCUUUUAAUAAACUUGUAAAAGAUUGUACCAUAGGAUGUUUUAGAUUGAACAGCUGGGUUAACACCAUGCAAAUGUUAUGGUAUUUGGGUGAGCAAUGGGUAAAGUCAGGAUUAAAACAAUGGUUAUGGUUCUGAACACCUAAGGAGUACUCCAGCUUUGUGGUUCAUGUUAUGAAUUCUGAAUUGACUGCUUAACAGUUGAUACUACUUUAAAUAUUUCUCACUAUAGAUUGUACCAACAGUUUACCCACUGAGUAGCUGAACCACAUAAAAGGCUCCAGCUUAAUCAGUGUUCUGUUCUAAACCAGCUGAUUUCAUUUGGGGAUACAGUUGUCCUCGUUAUGCCCCUGGGUUAGGGAAAGUCAACGCUACUGUUGUCACUCCAGCAUUCUCCGCUAUAAGUGCACAAAAUUCCCACAGUUAAAUAGCAUGACAACAUGAACCUUAGUGAUGAAUGCUGACACGUGAUUGAGAUGAUAGAGGCUGCAUAGUUGCACACCAAAGGGUUGACACCUUGCAGAUUUUUAAAAUAAAAUCCUUAUUGCUGAAAUAACUAAUUAUUGAGGCAUCAGAUUUUAAUGUGAAAGUAGGCUGUAUUUGACAUUGGUCCUACCAUGUCUGUAAGGAUCAGUCUUUUGUAUUGUUGCAUUUUAUCCAGAGCAGUACUCUUGACGGUAUUCCAUUCUGUUUCAAAUUCAAAUGCUGUAUUCCUUGUUAAGUUGUUGCUAUAAUCAUGUUACACUGUCACAGUGCAUAAACAAUGGACACUAGGUUUAAUGCCAGCGUCAUUGUUUUUACUGUGCACCUGAGGAAUGCAAGGGUGUCAGUAUCUGCAUGAUCUCUUGAACAUGCUUUAAACUUGAAUGUGGAUCAGGCCAAAGUAGAUGAGUAGGGGUCAGGAAAAUUGAACAAAAAUCUAGGUAAAAAUUGAGCAAUAGAAGGCUCAGAUAUGUGAAAGUUUCUUUUUAAAAUUCAAAUCUCUUCUGUUAAAAAGGGAUAUUGUAGUUUUUUUUCUUCCCACAUAGAUGAAAGGUUAAAAUCUGGAUGCGACUCAAUAAAACUUAAGAAAAAGUUGCUUGGUUUUCUGUAUAGUCUGAUUUCAUUUUAAAACUACCUGAUCAAUCAUUGCUUUUAUCCACCCAUGGAAACUGGAGAUGUUACUUGUCCUUUAAGGACCUUACUGCUAAACACAGUAAGAUUUCAUUGGCAUUGACCAUCAUUGUUUCAUUCCUGCAGAUAAACAUUGUUUUAUACUGUAAGCUGGAGGUGAGUGUAACUUAUUUUUGUAAUAAAGAUUUUGAUUUUUAA